Pistacia vera is the source of this 532-nucleotide messenger RNA. RefSeq names its product cytochrome b-c1 complex subunit 8. Gene Ontology annotation, biological process: mitochondrial electron transport, ubiquinol to cytochrome c. The record is from RefSeq and is a predicted model, not a curated record. The transcript is spliced from 2 exons. NCBI's taxonomy places the organism in Eukaryota, Viridiplantae, Streptophyta, Magnoliopsida, Sapindales, Anacardiaceae. The coding region runs from base 103 to 321 and encodes 72 amino acids.
CCAAGUCCAACUCUGCGUUUGUUAAAAUAAAAUAGGAGCAGCAGAAGCGCCUGAGAUACAAAUAAUCAUCAGCGGAAUUGUAAUACCAAUAGCGAUAGAGAGAUGGGGAAGCAACCAGUGAAGAUGAAGGCGGUGGUGUAUGCGCUAUCGCCGUUUCAGCAGAAGAUAAUGCCCGGCCUAUGGAAGGAUUUGCCCGACAAGAUCCAUCACAAGGUUUCCGAGAAUUGGAUCAGCGCCGUCCUCCUCCUGGGCCCUCUCGUUGGCACCUACACGUAUGUCCAGAGAUACCAGGAGAAAGAGAAGUUGGAACAUAGGUAUUGAGUGAAGUAAGUGGAUGUUCCUCCGUUGUACUGGAAGAACUUGCAAUUGGCUGGCAACUUUGUUUUAAGUUGUACAAUUUUAUGAACUAUGUUAUGCUGUUGGGGCAACAAUAGCAUUAAUUUGAUGGUUUCUUUAAUGGAUGUUGAUUAUUGUGAACUCCAAACAAAGGGUUUUUUGUUAAAAUAAAUUUGACCAUUUGAUUGUUUUAGAU